Molecule: messenger RNA, 1500 nt
Organism: Daldinia decipiens
Lineage: Eukaryota; Fungi; Ascomycota; Sordariomycetes; Xylariales; Hypoxylaceae
Exons: 2
Coding region: 1-906 (301 amino acids)
Source: RefSeq, a predicted model, not a curated record
AUGAUGGUCGAAAACGAUGUGAGCGAGCAACUUCGCGAGGGGUUUCCCAAGCGUGCCGUCAGGCCUACCUGGCUGAGAGCACAGCCUGAGUAUAUUUCAUGGAAGGGUAUGAUGUCCCAGACAGAAGAUUCGAAGGAACCGACUGAGGAUCAGCACGAUACUUCCGAGGACGUUAAAAACGAAGAUAGUGACUGGGAAAAUAUUUCUCGGCGUGAGGUCAAUAACUGUAAGGAUAAUGUCUUUAUUAUUUCUACCUUGCUUUCUCUGCUACUCACAUACUUACCUACUACCAUCUCCAUCCAUUCCUUGCCCUCGAAAACCAAGCAUCCUAUCUCGCCCUCUGCUUACCGUCUCUGCCCGUCUCCCAACUCACAAGAAGACAACCCUUCUCUGCCGACGCAUACCAGAGAGUCAAGAAUCAAUCUAACCAGCCAACCUCGUCAAGGCUCCUCCGACUACUACGGCAACUACGUCAAGGAGCGCCCCGUCGAACAGGGCGAAUGGCUCGCCGUCAACGAAGUCCCCAUCCCGCAGUCCACGGCGGAGUGGUUCAAGCCGGCCCCCAAAGACAAGCGUUCCCGCACCAGCAGCAGCACCAGCACCAGCAGCAGCGUCAGCGUCAAGGGCUGGGUAAACGGCAUGCGCAAAUGUCUGCGACCGAAGAAGCCCGAGGCUAGGAUCACCGACGAGGCGUACGUCGAAAUCAACACCAGCGGCGAGUCCGAGUCCGAGUCCGACGCCGACACCGACGACGGCCUGCCGCCGCGGCUGGUGCCCCGGGGCGGUGUGCGGCAGCAGAGGCGCGCGGGCAACGGUCGGGAUAGUCGCUGGGCGGGGAGGAUCCGCGAUGCGACGAGGCUGCGAGGGUCGGGGUGCAGGAUUUUUUAUGUGCCGAUGAUGGCUUGAUUGGGGGGUGGAUGUGUCUAUCUAUCUAGGGGCAGCAACGGGUAGGCAACGGGGAAUAUAGGAAUACACUCUAGAUAUGGUUCUUCUGCGAACUGAGCUACGGGGUUAAGAGUUAUUUAAUGUAUUAUUGGAUUAGGUACUUGGCCGUAGCCUGGAGCAGAUAGUUUUUUCUUCUUCUUUUUCUUUUUCUUUUUUGGAAUAUAACGGUUGGCCCCCUCAUCUUGCGGUAGCAGAAAUGGUCAGAAUUGUUGGCCGAGUUUCAUGUGAGUAUCGAAUGAAUCCACUUCGCUCUACUGCACGAGCGUGAGAGGUAGCCGAGUAUGUAAGUCGUGACUACCUACCUAACCGAGGUGUCGGGUGUUUAGACUGGCCCCGUGUUAUUUUUAUGUACUACAUAGGUAUCGUGGCUUGGAACUCGCAUGGAAUUCGUAAGCUGGUUAACAUUACUCAAAUACCUAUGUACCUACCUAUGCGAAGUGACCUGUUACAUAUGUCAGGCAUGUGGUUGAAAAGUCCAAGAGAGAAGAGCUCAGCCACACUUCGCUCGGAUGGUGAUUGGUUGUAAAGUGAGGUCUCCAGUAAGAGAAAGGGGUC